AUGGCGCACCACCAAGACCUACCACCAGUCCAAGGUUACGAGAAGAUCCAAUGGAAGAGAAACCUUCCAUCGAGAGGGUUCAGACCGUCCAUCUGGCUCGGCAUGCUUGUGGCCAUGUCCUCAUACGGGUUCUACAAGCUAAUCCAAGGUAACAGAGAACAGGUUGAGCUCUCCAGAGAGAAGUUGCAGGCAAGAAUCAACAUUCUUCCUCUUUUACAAGCAGAACAAGACAGAGACGUUUUAAGGAGAUCGCUUGCUUACUACAACAGAGAGGCGGAAAUUAUGAAGGACGUUCCAUGGUGGGAAGUUAAAAACACAUACUCCGACAAGAACGAGUUCCACCCUCCACACACUGUUCUCACGGGUAAACAGCUCGACAAGAAUGGCUGGUUCUGGAACGCAAACUCAAAGGACAGAUACGACUGA
Messenger RNA from Pichia kudriavzevii, 426 nucleotides. RefSeq lists its product as uncharacterized. The record is from RefSeq and is a predicted model, not a curated record. The transcript has a single exon. Bases 1 to 426 code for a protein of 141 amino acids. NCBI's taxonomy places the organism in Eukaryota, Fungi, Ascomycota, Pichiomycetes, Pichiales, Pichiaceae.